AUGCCUGGAGGCGAGGAGACGCUGGACCUGCCUGCUUGGAACCGCGCCCUGGACCCAGACUGGGACACCCACCACAGAAGUGUGAUGGCAUCUCUUGAUUCUGAGGUGAAGGAAGAGCGUCUGAGGGAAGACCUGAAGUUCUACUUCAUGAGCCCCUGUGAGAAAUACCGAGCCAGACGCCAGAUCCCAUGGAAGCUGGGCUUGCAGAUUCUGAAGAUAGUCAUGGUAACCACACAGCUUGUUCGAUUUGGCUUAGGCAACCAGCUGGUGGUGGCUUUCAAAGAAGAUAACACUCUUGCUUUUAAGCAUCUGUUCUUGAAAGGAUUUUCCGGAGUUGAUGAAGACGAUUAUAGCUGUAGUGUAUACACUCAAGAGGACGCCUAUGAGAGCAUCUUCUUUGCUAUAAAGCAGUAUCGUCAUCUAAAGAACAUUUCCCUGGCAACUCUUGGUUAUGGAGAGAAUGAAGACAACAGAACUGGCUUGAAAUUCUGUAAGCAGCACUACAAGACAGGCGCCAUGAUUUCUCCUAACGAGACCCUGAAUAUUGACAGUGACAUUGAGACAGACUGCAUCCACCUAGAUCUCCAAGUGCUGGACAAGGAACCCGAGGGCUGGACACAGUCUGCUUUCUUCAGGCUGGAUUUUUACCGGCUCGUGCAAGUUGAUAUCUCCUUUGCCCUCAGAGGAAUUGACCUACAGGCAAUUCAUUCCCGAGAGGUACCAGACUGCUACAGCUUUCAGAACACGAUUACCUUUGACAACACAGCCCACAGCGGAAAAAUAAGGAUCUAUUUUAACAGCAAGGCCAACAUAGAAGAAUGUAAAGCCAUGAAUAUAUCCGGAUCUAUUCAGAGAAGCACUCAGUACGUCCUGGUGUUUGAUGUGUUUGUCAUUAUGGUCUGCCUGGCAUCCCUUAUCCUGUGCACCAGAUCCAUUGUCCUUGCUCUGAGGCUGAGAAAGAGGUUUCUGAACUUCUUCCUGGAGAAGCACAAGCGACGCACGAGUGAUGCUGACCAGUGGGAGUUCAUGAAUGGGUGGUACAUCCUGAUCAUUCUCAGUGACCUCAUGACAAUCAUCGGAUCCAUAUUAAAGAUGGAGAUCAAAGCCAAGAACCUCACAAAUUAUGAUUUGUGCAGUAUUUUGCUCGGGACAUCAACACUCUUGGUCUGGGUUGGAGUCAUCAGAUACCUGGGCUAUUUUCAGACAUACAAUGUGCUCAUUCUAACCAUGCAGGCCUCACUGCCCAAAGUCCUCCGCUUCUGCGCUUGUGCUGGUAUGAUCUACCUGGGGUACACAUUCUGCGGCUGGAUUGUCUUGGGACCAUACCACGAGAAGUUUGAAAACCUGAACAUAGUUUCCGAAUGCCUGUUUUCUCUGGUCAACGGAGACGACAUGUUUGCUACCUUCGCUCAGAUCCAGCAGAAGAGCACCCUGGUGUGGCUGUUCAGUCGCCUUUACCUGUACUCCUUCAUCAGCCUCUUCAUUUACCUGGUCCUCAGCCUUUUCAUCGCGCUCAUCACCGAUUCUUAUCACACCAUCAAGAAAUACCAGCAAAAUGGGUUCCCUGAAACGGAUCUGCAGAAAUUCCUGAAGGAACACAGUGGCAAAGAUGGGUGCCAUAAAGAACCACCGGCCUUGCUGUCCUGUGUCUGCUGUCUGAGGAGGAGAGGAAGUGAUGACCACUUGAUUCUCAUUGAAUAAAACCCUUCUAAUGUCAAUCAAGUCCAGACCUCUUUCUUCUGUGGCGGUGCAGAGAGACCCCAGAGAGGGCAGUAGUUCACUAAAAGAUUGCCUUACUGAAUUGUGGGUCCAGAAGGAGGAGUGUCUGCCAGCUUCUGACCAGAAGUGACAUUCCAAAGCUACCUUUUACAAACAUGGAAGGCAGAGGAUAGGCCCUUCCUGGGAGUUAAUUGAAGUGUGAUAAUGGAAUUCAUCAAUAGUCUGCUCGCUUGUGACAUCAUAAAGUUGGGCUGAAAAAUAUUAGCAUUUCAGAGUGUGUAAACAAUAUUAAAACCAGGUAAAAAAGUAUAUGCUUAUUGCCAGAAAAAGGUUUGUUUUAAAAAUGUAAUCCUUAGCCGGGCGGUGGUGGCGCACGCCUUUAAUCCCAGCACUAGGGAGGCAGAGGCAGGCGGAUCUCUGUGAGUUCGAGACCAGCAAGAGCUAGUUCCAGGACAGGCUCCAAAACCACAGAGAAACCCUGUCUCGAAAAACCAAAAAAAAAAAAAAAAAAAAGUAAUCCUUGAAUUUGAAGACAUUUGUUAAUUCAUGGUCAGCACAGAAAUAUAUUUGGUUUUUAUCUCAAAUUAAGGCUUGAAGCUGGAGGACUGGUAAGCCGUGAAAAGUCUCCCACUCAGGCACUAACCAAAAGCUGGCUGUUUGUAAUGUGAACUUGAUUCUGCAGCAUGCCACACUGGGUUUUCAGCCCAGUCGGUGAGAUGGAGCCGACCAUAUGGGUAUCUCCUCAGCUGAGUGGUGCUAAACCUGAAGUGGCCCCCGGUUUCAUGAGUCAUCCCCACUGUGGUGGGAAUUUACCUAUGUCAAGCAAGGAAAU
Molecule: messenger RNA, 2551 nt
Organism: Chionomys nivalis (European snow vole)
Lineage: Eukaryota; Metazoa; Chordata; Mammalia; Rodentia; Cricetidae
Gene: Mcoln2
Product: mucolipin TRP cation channel 2
Exons: 14
Coding region: 1-1701 (566 amino acids)
Cellular component (GO): lysosomal membrane; plasma membrane
Molecular function (GO): NAADP-sensitive calcium-release channel activity
Source: RefSeq, a predicted model, not a curated record